Molecule: messenger RNA, 717 nt
Organism: Suillus discolor
Lineage: Eukaryota; Fungi; Basidiomycota; Agaricomycetes; Boletales; Suillaceae
Exons: 3
Coding region: 58-717 (219 amino acids)
Source: RefSeq, a predicted model, not a curated record
CUUUCUCUCGUCUUCACCGCGCUUGCAUCCAUCGUGGUUCUUGCUACGGCGUUCCCUAUGGACGGAGCCAUUGCGAAACGUUCCUAUGCAGAGAACCGCGCCGAACUUCUAUCAUAUGUAGGGAAGCGCGAGGAGCUUGACGCUGACCACAAGAAGCAUCCUCAUGGUGCGGAAAAGCGCGAGGAGCUCGACGCUGACCACAAGAAGCAUCCUCAUGGUGCGGAAAAGCGCGAGGAGCUCGACGCUGAUCACAAGAAGCAUCCUCAUGGUGCGGAAAAGCGGGAGGAGCUCGACGCUGACCACAAGAAGCAUCCUCAUGGGAAGCGUGAGGAGCUCGACGCUGACCACAAGAAGCAUCCUCAUGGUGAGAGGAAGCGGGAGGAGCUCGACGCUGACCACAAGAAGCAUCCUCAUGGUGCGGAAAAGCGCGAGGAGCUCGACGCUGAUCACAAGAAGCAUCCUCAUGGUGCGGAAAAGCGGGAGGAGCUCGACGCUGAUCACAAGAAGCAUCCUCAUGGUGCGGAAAAGCGCGAGGAGCUCGACGCUGACCACAAGAAGCAUCCUCAUAGUGAGGGAAAGCGCGAGGAGCUUGACGCUGACCACCGGAAGAAGCAUGGUCACGGUGAGAGGAAGCGCGAGGAAGAUGAUUCUGACCACCGCCACCACCAUCCUCACGACGGGAAACGUGAGGAGCUUGUCACCGGUGACCUCAAUUAA